Molecule: messenger RNA, 6072 nt
Organism: Gasterosteus aculeatus aculeatus (three-spined stickleback)
Lineage: Eukaryota; Metazoa; Chordata; Actinopteri; Perciformes; Gasterosteidae
Product: serine/threonine-protein phosphatase 6 regulatory subunit 2
Cellular component (GO): cytosol; nucleus
Molecular function (GO): protein phosphatase binding; protein phosphatase regulator activity
Source: RefSeq, a predicted model, not a curated record
CUUUUGAUUACGUUAUAGGUACCCGCCAUUUUGAUUCGCAAACGUGACAGAUAUCCUUUGGGUGCCUUCCUGCCGAAAUAUUUCACCCGGACAGCGUCGACGCCGAGGGCGCGACACAGAAGCGCGGCGGGGCCGAGAGCCGUGUGCAGCGACACCGUCAAAGGACGUUGCAAUCCGGGUGGGGAGAAGGACGGCGGCUCCCGAGCUGACAAAACGGCCCAUCCACGGGCCUCCGGCGUGUCACCCGAGAGACCAAACUUUUAGAUGACGCCUGGUGGCAGCACGGUAACGGUCGCUUCGGGGAGUAAACAAAUGUCACGGUUGAUGUCAAUAUCUCCCGGGUUUGUGUGUGUGAAUUUGCUGACACUGAUGGAUGUCCAGGCCGUGCAUUGUCAAUAAGGCAAAUGGCUGUUUAGCAAGAUCCGACUGAGGAAACUGCUCCUUGUCCGUAUUUAAGUGUGUGUGCUUGUGACGUUAGCCAUGUUUUGGAAAUUUGACUUGCACACGUCGUCUCAUCUGGAGGCUCUACUGAACAAGGAGGAUGUCACGCUCAUUGAGCUAAUGAAUGAGGAAGAUGUGUUGCAGGAGUGCAAGGCCCAGAACAGAAGACUUCUCUCGUUUGUGAGCCAGGACCAUUGCAUGCAGGACCUUGUCCGUAUGAUUACUACAGAGCCCCCUGCCGGUGUACAGGAGACAAAGCGCUUCAAAUAUCCAAACAUAGCCUGUGAGCUUUUGACGUGUGAUGUGGGAGUGAUCAAUGAUAAGCUGGGUAAUGAUGAGCCUCUGCUGGAAACGCUGUAUGCCUUCCUGGAGCAGCCGUCCCCACUUAACCCCCUCCUGGCAUCUUUCUUUAGCAAGACAAUUGGAAACCUCAUCACACGGAAGACCGAGCAGGUGAUUAGUUUCCUGCGACGGAAGGAGGGAUUCCUUUUGUUGGUGCUGAAGCAUAUUGACACAUCCGCCAUGAUGGAUGUCCUCCUAAGGCUCAUCAGCUGUGUCGAGCCACCUCCUCUUAGGCUCGAGACACUUAUUUGGCUGAAUAAAGAGAAGCUGGCACAGAGACUCAUAGAGCUCAUUCACCCUGAGAGAGAUGAAGAGAGGCAGUCCAAUGCGUCUCAGACUUUGUGUGACAUCAUUCGUCUGAGCAGAGACCAGGCCAAUCAGCUUGCAGAGAUUUCACAGCCUGACCCGUUGCUGACUGUGCUGGAGUCGCAGGAGUGUGUGGAGCAGUUGCUGCAGAAUAUGUUCUCAGCCAAAAGUACUGAGAGCUGUAUCAUCAAUGCAAUUCAAGUGAUUCUCACAUUACUGGAAAUCAGGAGGCCUGUAGUGGAUGGUGUCAUGGAUGCUCAGGGAUUUGAGAGAAGCUACACCGUAAACAGCAGCAUUUUGUUAGCUAUCCAACCACACCUAGUACACUUCCACCAGCUACUUCUGGAGCCACCCAAGCGGAAUCCCAUGCUGACUUCUCUGGGUGUGCUAGAGGAACCAUUGGGGAACACGCGCCUUCACGUAGCCAGACUGAUGGCCUCUUUGUUGUACACCAGCUCUGCCAGUCACGCUGUAGUAGCACAGGAACUCUGCCGACUCAAUACAAUGCACCUGCUUCUGGACUUGUUCUUCAAGUAUACGUGGAACAACUUCCUGCACCUCCAGGUAGAGCUCUGUGUUGCUGCUAUUCUCCGGCCAUGUGCCCAUGAAAUGAGACUUCAGCCUGGCACGGGAGCCCAGGACAAAUCCAAUUCGCCACAGGGUGGCUCACAGGAGCAGGCUUCGACUGAUGCCCUUUCUGAACCUUUAGCCCCCCCUGAAAACUCUGCACAUAAUCUAAUGGUGACUCAUUUGUUUCAGCAUUGUCACCUUGUGCAGAGGAUUCUGGAGGCCUGGGAAGAGAAUGAUAAGAUGCAGUCAGAAGGUGGCAUGAGAAGAGGAUACAUGGGACAUCUGACCAGAAUUGCCAACACCGUAGUCCACAACCUGGAGAAGGGCCCAGUUCACACACAGAUUAGUAGUCUCAUUACAGAGCUGCCAGAAGACUACAGAGGGCGCUGGGAAACCUUUGUGGACCAGACCCUGUCGGAGACUAAUAGGAAGAACACUAUAGACCUGAUUGGUACGGGAAACCCACGUUCUUCUUCCGAGGAUGACAUGGAGAGCCCCUUCCCAAAAGAACUGACUCUACAGCAGGCCUUUUCAGACUACCAGAUCCAGCAGAUGACGGCCAACUUUGUGGAUCAGUUUGGCUUCAAUGAUGAGGAGUUUACUGAUCAUGAUGACAGUAUUGGAGCAACGUUUGACCGAAUUGCAGAGAUCAAUAUAAACAUUGAUGCAGAACAGGACAACUCUAAUACAGCUGUGUUUGAGACCUGUUCCAAGGAGAGGAUUCAGCCCUUUGACGAUGAUGAUGAUGAAGAAGACAUCUGGGAGGAGAAGGAGAUGAAAUUUGCAACACAAACCAAGUCCCGUAACAGGUUCGGUGGGUUACGAUCAUCCCAGAGCCCUGCAGCCAGUAAAGAUUGUGAUAGGACUGAAGCUUCUGCCCCUGAGGCUUCUGACACUGCAGCAGACUCUGACUCAGUGGAAGGAGAGAAGCCCAAAGAUGACCUAGAUCCUUUCUCAAGCCAGGGCCAAACCGAUGGAACUAAGAGUAGUGGCUGGAUAGCAGACUUUGAGGAGGCGAACUCGAAGGCUCCUUCAUUAGGAGGGGGUUUUUCUGCCUGGGACACUCCAGACUCCAAACCAGCCGGCGCAGAGGACAAAGGUUGGGCCAAGUUCACUGACUUCCAGCCUUUCUGUUGCUCUGAAACCGGCCCUAGAUGUAGUUCUCCCGUGGACUCUGAGCUCAGCGGAUCAGGCAACACUAAACCAAAUCAGAACCCAUGUGUGUGGAGUGUUUGUGUGGCGAGAAAAGCUCCACUGGUAGCGUCAGACAGCUCUUCCUCCAGCAGCUCAGACAGUGAUGAGGAGGUAGGAAAGACUCUUCGCGAGUCGUCAACCAGCGACACGGUCACCACUGAAACCAUCACAACUGGGGCUGGAAAGGAGACAAUUCGGCUCACCGUGGACGCCAAAAAUGAAAGGGCAGUCUUCAGCAGAGUAUUCAGACCAGCAGUCAGACGUGAAGCAGUUACGGUGCCAGGUGAAGGACUCUCCAUGAAAGACGAGGGGAAAAGCAACAAAAAGGACAGCAAAAAGGAAAAGCGUUGUGGAGACUGUCCUAACCCGACGACCGCCAGUGCAACGGACCAGUCGUCUGCUGUCACACAGGAAACGCAGGCAUCAGCUAAUGGACCGGCCUAACGAUGUAUCAAAGACACACACACAAACACACACAUACAGUCAUACCUCUCCAUUCAACACACAACCAGCUUAGCUUUGUGUUAGCAGCCCUCACAUAUCUGAAGAAUGAUAUCUACUCCAUGUGGAGGUCAAAAAAGCCCUGAGUGACACAUAUUUACACACAUGUACAUUGAUCUCUUCUACCUUCUCAUGACUAAAUUAGAACUGAACCCCUGGAAUGAAUGUAUAUUUUAGACAACAUCGCCCGUCUGUUUUGAUGAGCGAUGUGUGCUUUGAAGGCCAGCCGUGGCACUUCAAAGAAGACAAAAACCGAAGUCUAAAAUUUGACCUUUAUCAAACUCGCCAUCAAAUUUCCGAUUGUUUGAGCAAAGCCGCUCUCUGGGCAUUUAAUCGCAGCCCAGAGUAUUUUCUCUGUUCGAGCAUUUGACUGUUUACACUUCAGUAUAAACUGUAUUCAAAUAAUUAGUCAAAAUUCCAAAAGCCAAGAUGCUUGCAAAGCUAGCAGCCAUUUUCUCUUCUGCAUUUCAUGCCAGAUAUUUUAUUGGUACAAAUGUGAGUGAUAAUUUGGCUUUUUUUAUACAUGCAACUAAAAUUAUUUCGCAAUACAAGUAAGAUUUAUUUGACUUGAUCAUGCAAAACAUUUACCCUCUCUUUAGGAAAAUAAGUGUUUUUAUUAGGAGCCUCAGAUUUGGGGAUACUGUGACUCUUCCUCAAUGUUGAAAAGUGUGUGUGCGCUGUUGUGUGUGUGUGUGACCUCUGCCUGAUGUACAGAGUGUAUUCUCAGGCCACACCAGUGUAACACACACACACACACACAUACAGAUGACGCUGUACACCCAUGUAUACACAACUAAUUCCUUACAUGCGUGCAAAGAAACCUGAUGUCCGCACACCGAGUCAUAUCACCCUCUGAGCUGUUGAAAUGUAAUAUUGUGAAAUUUGAUUUGGUGUGUAUUAGGUUGUGGCUAUCCUUGGUAAUAUGUAAACGUAAUAUAAACCGUAUAUAUGAACAUUAUAUCUAUUUUUGGAAUAAAUCCAAUGUAUGGAAAGGCGGUUGUUUGCAGGUGGCAACUUGUGUAGGUAUUGUGUGUGUUGUACUGUUGAAAUGAGGCAAUAAUGAUAUCUGUGUUUCAGUUAAUACCCCGGCAUCAGUUCCUGUUGCACAACCUCUACGUAGGAGAGGUUGUGUCGGUGUGCGUGAAAUGAGAGUUAGUAGUCUGGUUUUUGUCCUCAUUAUUUUAAGUAUAAUGCUGGUUAAGAGCUUGGGUCUUAUUUUCAUUCUGUUUGAAACAAAAUACUUGGUUAACAAAUCUUUAUUGGAGGAAGAAAUAGUUGAUGGCCAUUGAAAUAAUACCAAAACUGAUGCUUCAACCUAUGUUCAUCCUCAUGUUGGUAUUAUUUGUAUGCCUAUACUUACUUCUCCCAGUAGAGCUUAACACGGUUGUUGAUUUGUUGUAGUUCAUCAGAAGAAAACUAUUUAGCAUAGCACACAUUUUGAUCAUCAAUUCGGCAUUAAUGAUCUUUUGGGGCAAACGUCACCUUAUUCGUUUCCAAAUUUGCAGUUUCUAUUCAUCCAAUGUUCUAACUAACUUUUGAUUUUGGACUGUUUUGAUUUUUAGAAAAUGAUUGAUCUAGGCGAGUUUUAGGAUAGUUUAUCGACCGACUGAUGAUCAGUAAACUAAUCGUACACUGCAGACUAUCAACACGUUAAGGUUGUUUAUAUAACCCUGAAUUAUUUGCUUGUUUAAAAACCGGUUGGAUUGCUGAUGUUCUCCUUUUCAUUUAUUAUACCUGGUUAACUACAAUCCAAUCAUAACACUAACAAGACCCAAGUUGUUGUAAACCAGUGUUCUUCUUCAGGUUUGCCUGUGCCAGACACUUUUGCUUUAUUACGUCUUUCUUCUUGUAAUUGCAUAUAUGCCGAUGGAACAAUUUGCAUUGUUGUAUUUAUUUAAAAAGCACUUUUUCAAGAAGCACUUUCGGUUUGUAUUUUGGUGAUGCCAAGCACCGCCACACUUUGAACGUUUGACUUCAACCAGUAAAUGAUGUAGAUACUUUAUAAUACUUUUUCUUCAAUGCGUUCUGCCAAAGUGUGUCUUCCCACAAGUGUUACAACUGGCUUUCAUAUCUGUGAAGCAACGGCGUCUCGGUCAAGCUGAGCCAGUCUUUGUUUGUUCCCUCUCCUUUUGUUUUCGUCAUGAGAUGGAGUUAUCCACAGUAAGAGAGGAUGUCAAAGAAAGACUGAGAAAUUCAUCUUGGACCACAGAUAUUUUAGCUUUUAUUAUGUUUUACACUUUGAUGUGUUUUGAAGUGGCGGUGUGUAAAAUAAGCGUUGGUUUGAGUCAGGGUUAGAGGAGAAACUCCUUGAGAGGGCUGCGUGCGCAGUGUAGCUACGGGUAGGAUGUGAUCUUAUGCAUAAUGGCAUGAGGAACAAUACGUUUAUCUUUAAGUGCCAGUAAGUUUGCACAUUAGCCUCAUUCACCUCGUCGGGAAUGUGCUGGAUCGUACAGUGUAUGCAGAAAACUUGAAUUCAGAGACGAUGGGUAUUAAAUUGUUACUUCAUCCGAUUGUCUGUUCUGCGGCCAUUUCAAACUUUAAAUCUUCCUUGGAUUAUGUGUGUGUGUGUGUGUGUGUGUGUGUGGGGACUGAUGCUGGUGGGGUUUUUUUUGUUUCCUUUCUUCUCCUUCAUUUAGGGAGUAAUGUGUCUGUUUCCUGUUGUCAUUUUUGCUUGUACAUUCAGAUAUGAACCUAAUAAAUAUGUCAGACCAAGAAUAA